AUGUUUUACCUGGACAUCGUGACAGAGGUAGAAGAGUCACUGCUAGGUUCGAAAGAUCAGAUACCUUCAAUGGUGAAAACAAAGGAAAGCACAAAAUUCGAGCGAACGGCUCUUUCACAGACGCUUGAGCGAAUACUCGAACUCAUCCCCAGCUUUGGAAAGAGCAAAUCCAACUCUGAUCUUGAAUCCGCCGCCGCGCGCACGAGGAAGACAGUCGAGUUGAAGAAAGAUCAACUACACGGCGAGAGUUCAAUCCGCAAUCAACACGGAACCAUCCUUCUCCAAGAAGAAGAUGUACGUCGGUGGACAAUGGCUGCAGAUAUGUUCAGAACCACUCGGCAUGGCGACAAACCCAAGGACAGUCUUGUCAGACGAAGUCGCAACUGGCCAUCCAUGGACAUCCAACCAGGGAACCUCCCUUGGACUCUGUUGAUUGCUCUCAAUGUGUCCAGCAUUAUGUAUGGAGGCCUGCAUGCUCUAGCCUGGAAUGCUGAUUUUGUCAACACCGUACAACAAAAACUAUGGCGGCUGGCCUCACUCUUCGUCAUGACCUUUGUUCCAGCAUCGACGUUCGUAUUGCUGAUUGAAAAUCUCUUGACGGUUGGAGGAGAGUACAAGUUCGAAAUUUUGACCAAGGUCAAUAAAUUCAUGUACUAUCUUCAGAUAUGGCAGAUCUCCUUCGGACUCAGUCUGUUGGCGUAUGUAUGGGCGAGGAUCUUCUUGGUGGUAGAGAGUUUCAUUAGUCUGGGUCAUUCUCUGGCUGGGGUUUAUGAUCUUCCCGUUUGGAGUGUUUAUGUACCACAUAUCACCUGA
Aureobasidium vineae is the source of this 813-nucleotide messenger RNA. The record is from the annotation of a GenBank genome assembly. NCBI's taxonomy places the organism in Eukaryota, Fungi, Ascomycota, Dothideomycetes, Dothideales, Saccotheciaceae.